This is a messenger RNA of Leptidea sinapis, 12514 nucleotides long. RefSeq lists its product as uncharacterized. Lineage: Eukaryota; Metazoa; Arthropoda; Insecta; Lepidoptera; Pieridae. Gene Ontology annotation, cellular component: chromocenter; nucleus. The record is from RefSeq and is a predicted model, not a curated record. The transcript has 9 exons. Gene Ontology annotation, molecular function: chromatin binding; DNA binding. Bases 457 to 6672 code for a protein of 2071 amino acids.
CGUUUGGAUUUAGUUGUGAAGCGUUGUGAAGAUAAAAUUGGGUGAUUGUAAAUUUUGCAAUGCAGUUUUAAAUAUAAGAAUUUUUCAAAUCAUAGUGCUUUGUGAUGAGUGAGUGUUUCUAAACAAAAAACAUUUAAUUUCAUCACCUUCUUAUGGUAUCAAUAUGGGUCGUCAAUGCAUAAUCAUUGAAUGAAACAAAACAGUAGUGAAACGUUGUAAAUCGUAGUCGUAUUUUAUUGGGAUGUAAUAAACCGUACAAUGGGUUCCAAAGAGGCACCUCCAUAAAACUGUCACGUUUGUUUUGGUCGUCGUAAACCAGGACCAGUGGAACAGUGAAGGAUGGUGGCGCGGUCGAGGGGUGAUCUGCGAAGAGUGUGGCCGGAAGAUGGUAGGCCGCUGGUGGCGUAUUGAGUGGUCAGCGUUAGUUGAGCGUUCUUAUGUGUGUGAUGUUGCGAGAUGUCUGGCAAGCCCGCGAGUGUGGGCGCGCCGCCAGCGGGAGCUGCGAGCGGCCGAGUGCUGGUGUACACCAACAUGGGCGAGGCGAGCCAGCUAGCAGCAGCGUCGCCCGCCCCGCCCGCCGGCCACGGCUACCGACCACCCUACCACUCCGGCUGUAAACACACAGAAGCCGACCAAUCAUACCAAAACAUACCGCCAACUGAGUGCUUUCCUUUCGGAAAGGAGCCUAAAAUUGAUGACAAUGAGCAGCAGAAGCGGAGUUCAGACUGGGGUAUCGACAGGUUCCAGGGCAUAGCUGAGUCAUCUGGUGAACUGAACUAUCAGAGAUGUGCAAGGAGCGGGGAGGCAAUGCAAAUGGGUGUGAGUGUACAGAACAAUAGUGAAACAGUGAUAAGUGAUAGUUUAAACUGUGAUGAGACUGGUAAGAGUUACGUGAACUACCAGUUGUUGGAACAGUGUGUGUCUCACCAGUCUAUAGUGAAUCAAAAUGUUAAUAUAUUGAACCACCAAGUUGGUGUCAGGCCCAUGAGUGAGAAUGAGGGUGGUAACACUCCUCAGCUUGUGCAGACUGCUGAUGGUGUGGUGCUUGCGGUGCUACCAUCAGUGAUACCUCAGGACACUAAUGGUCGGACUACACAAAGUGAAUUUCCCCCGGGUAUAACAGUGCCUCUGGGUUGGAGACGCAUUGUGAAUGGAACAUCAGUGCUGUACAUCAGCCCCAGCGGCACUGCGCUAAGCACGCUGCCCCAGCUGCGAGAGUAUCUGCAGACGGAAGGCACCUGCAAGUGCGGCCUGCCCUGCCCGUUGAGGCCCGAGACGGCAUUCAGCUUCGACCCCAAGGUGUCGAGUAAACCGUACCAGGCCGCAGCCGGCGCAGAACUCACCAAGCUCUGCAACCACAAGCGGAAACUGCUGGCGACGCUGCAGGCGCGCUCCACCUCACCUCCGCACCACGACCAUAAGAAAGGUGUUGAGACAAGUAAAAAGAAAAUGAAGAAGAGGCCCGGGAUCGCGACGAACAUGAACGUUUCUCAAAUGAUGGUGCAAAGGGACCGACCUUUUGCGGAGUUCAAGCCGCUGGAAGAACAAAAACGAACCUCAUCCCCAGGAUCUAUGAUUCAACGGCCUGUUAAUAUGCAAACCGUAUCUAUGCCUUAUCCGCAACAAAAUAUGAUAAACGUUGUACAGGACGAGGUCAAACACGAACAAACACAUGUUCAAAGAAGUUCGCAUUACUUAACCGUUAGCAGCGGUUGGAUCUCUAGGCAUCCAGAGAAUAUUGACGUUAACCAAAAAAGUAAUCAAUCGAUGCUUUCCACACUUAACCCAGCGCUUAACAUAGGUCUUCCUGUAUUAGGGACGAAUGGACAAAUUAUUGGUGUCAAUACUAGCUUCAACAAAAACAUGAAUGUUAAAAAUCCAGUGAAUAUUGUUCCGCAGAACUCAGUUGAAACAGAGAGAACAGGAGGUGAAAGAGAUGCGCAACAAAAACAGCUUAAAGAAGACGAAUCACAGAUAUUCUGCGGACUUAAUCAGCCUUUAACACCUGAGGUAAUGCAAAGGAUUAACGAACAACAGCAAAUAUUUAUACAACGAAAUCAAAAGCAAAUUGAGGUUAUGAAAGGGUUCAAGGCGCAUAUAACAGAAAAUUAUCACCAAAAUAAACAGGUGAUGUCCAAUCAAUUCGUACCUCAAGGGCAAUUGGUUAUUCAAAAUGGAGCUGUAGUGAAAUCGAAUUCAGCUAAGACACCGCCUUGGCAAGUGAAAAGAAAUGAGUCGACGAUUUCGAAUCCCUCAUCAAGUCCUAGCCCAAAACUUCAGAAAAAUUAUGGAAACGAUUACGAAAUGAAUGCGCAAAUAAUAAAUGAAGAUGCUUCUACUAUUAAAACGUCUUUUUCCCAGUCUGAAGCUUCUAAUCCUGGAAUGUGUUCACGAGUUCCGCCUUUACCUCAGCAUUAUAAUAUCAUGGGGCAUCAAUGGCCAAAUCAAGAUCUUAAUAAAAAGAAAGGAAGAGUGAACAAAUCACCUAAAAAGAAAAACAGUCCAGUAGAAAAUAAGUCUAUGGUAUUUGGUAAUAAUGGUAUGAAGUAUUUACAAGAGCAAAAGAAACCAUGUGACGAUUUCAAGGCCAAUUUGCCGUCAUUUAUGGAGGAUCCUAGUGGAUAUCUAGCGCAGCAAACUGUUUUGCUUAAUAAUACAAUUUCCAGACAAGUAGGAUCUAACUCUUCAUAUGAAAAUAAUCCAUACGAAGCAUCUACUAGUUCGUAUAAUGUACAUCACCAUGGAGAAAAAGUGCAUUCAAACAAGACACCAAAACAAUGUGACAUUAAUGUUUUUAGAAAUAAUAUGGUGACAAAUUCUUCUCCAUCGCCAAAUACGCCAGAUAGUAGCCUAGUUCCCGAAAAAGUGUCAGAUAAUGUAAUGUCUCAAUGUUGUAAAGGUUGUAGCAUACCAUAUAAAGGCAACUGCGCUGAAAUGUCGGACAAUCAAAUGAGGAAAACCUAUGGAAAACAAAAAGUUUAUCAAAGGGAAUUAGACAAUCCUUCUACAUCAAGUCCAAAGCACGGAUUUGAUGAAACUCCAGUUAUAUCAUCAACAUAUGAUAGAAAUAUUUGUAAUGAAAACUUUGGACCAAUUCAGGCUGGUGUUGUCAGCACAAGUAAUGUAUCUCCGACUGAGACCGUACAACCUCCUGAACCUUCUCCGUCUCUUUCAAACAGUUCAAGAAGUACCGAUACUCCUCAUAGUCACGGGAGUAAUAAUUCACAGCAAAAUUGUAGCUACCCAAUACCGAGCCCGGCGUAUUCCAAUCCGGGAUCUUGCCGUGAUAACUUUAACAGUAAUCCCCCAACACCAACCAAUACUCAUGGGUAUCAUUACAAUUCCCCGGGGCCACCUCAUUCGCAAUCAAUAUCUGGCACACAAAUGAUGCACUUUAUAUCAAAUCACAAUGUUAAUAAGAAUCUUAUGGAAGUUGAUAACAUAUCGAUGGUUGGUGUCAAACCCAGUCUAAGACCUGCUCAAGAACUGUAUAAGCUUGAACAAAGGAAAAGGAUUGAAAACAUGAUGCCUGGAUAUUGCCCACCUCCUCAUCUUGGUGGAGGACCUGCACAUUCCUUAAUACAAUCUAAUUAUAUACAAACAUUCGUCACAACCAUGGCUAGUUUUUCAGUUAUCAGAGACACAGUGACAUCUGUCCUUGCUGGAAAAGCAAAUACAGCCACUACUUCUAUAAAUGCGUCGCAGGCUAAUUUUGUGCGGCUUCCGCCACCACCAAGCAUGAAUCUGGCAACUACUUAUGCUAUACCAAAUAACCAACCAGAUCCUUUUAUCAACUCGGUCAAUUUACCCACGAGCUAUCCCUUACACAUAGCAGGAACAACAGCUCAAAACAUGAUAUCUAAGUCACCACUGGAAAUGGUUCAAAACGUUAUUAGCAAUCUUCCAGCAAAGCCUGAGACCAGUAAUAAUCAAAGUAAUCUAAUACCUAUUGGCAAGAGGACACACACAACACCGGGAAAAAUUUUGAUAUCGUCCACAGGUCAGAUUUUAGUGAGCAAUAAUCAAAUGCCGCCUCCACCUCCUAAAGCCAUAACGUCAAUGUCUCAAAUGGGUUCGAGCGUUGUAACGAACGCAACUUCUACUGUCUCGCAAGUUGUACCCAGUGGUGGAGUUCAAUCUAUCGUUAAUCAGCAGGUCGUCGUAAAUUCAUUACCUACACCAUUCGUAUUACAACCAUCUAUGAUGACUGUUGAUGGACAAGUCGUACAUCAAAACAAUGUGAUGCCACAUUUGCUUACUGGAGGUAUCAUGUCGGGUCAAUCUUCUGAAAACACACGGCAAAUUGAUAUUAAAAAUGGGCAGAACUUUGUUCAUGGAAUGGCAAUGCUUUCACCAGAAAGUCUUAGAAAGAAAAGCAAGAAGAAGAAAAAUCAGAAUACAAAUAUAACGAACGUUCUGCAAAUAACAGCACCACAACAAAAUCCAAAUAACAUAAUGGUUCAUUCUUCACCUCAACACAAUACUAGUUCACAAUUCUCACCCAGAGGCUUUCAACUCUCGCCGACAAAUAAUAUAUCUCCAACGCCGAUGUUGCAAGCAUUAACCAUCGUUCCUGGCAAAUCAGGAGCACCUGCUCAUAUUGUCAUGAAUGGACAAGGAAAUACCAAUAACUUUGGAUCACAGCAAAUCAUCACAAACUCAUCGCCAUCACAACAAAUAAAUUUAUUACAACCAGUUAACUUGAUCAACAAUGCAAGUAACGUUAUGUCGAAUUUCCCCGCGUUCCAACAAUUUCUUUUGCCAAAUCUGGGUGGUAUAGUAAUGACUGCUGAUGGAGCGACAAUUAUUCAAGAUAAUUCCUCUGGGAUGCCAAUGCAGCUACAGUUACAAACGGUCAAUGGGCAGAAUGUGCUAACACCAGUACAAAAUCCUGGAAUGUUCACAGCCGGCACAAACAGUGGAAUGGUACUUCGUCAAAGUCAGCAAGGCAAAAUUAUCCAAUCGCAACAUAGCCCGGGUGCACAAUUCUUAUCUCCUAACAGCCAAGUCAUGCUUAACAGUCCAAAUUUUAAUGGUCAGCUUAGUCCCCUACUGGCAAAUUUAAGUCCCACAAGUGUUACGUUUAACCAAACUUCGCAAGUAAGAUCUGGAAAUGCAGCGCAGGAAUUCAUUCAAACUAAUCAGAUCGGACAAACUCUUAUGGUCCCACUUUCUCCUAAACAAGUUUCUAUACCUUCAGCGUCAAACGCGAGAAGCAAUUCCACUUUUGUUCAACAAAAUACAACAAUCGUUCAACAACAGACUACUCUAGUGUCUAAUUCUAAUAAUACCCAGAUGGCAUCAUUGACAACUAACCUGCAAGGGAAUGCUUCACGCAUUAAUGAGUGUAACACUCUUCUGACAAAUAAACAAAUGGUAAAUCAGAAAAGCAGAAAUUAUAUCCAAAUGCGCACCGAAAAUAUCGAAGAUCGUAGAGAUAAACAUCAGUCAUUCGUUCAGUUACACGCAAAUGAAACGGACAAUAAAGUUGACAACUCGGAGGGAUAUGCGAAGUUUAUCAACGACUUUAGCCCUCUUCUGGGGCAGGACUUUAACUCUCAUGUUCGACAUUCGGUUUCAACGCAAACAUUGUUGAAUCAGCAAAGAGGGGGCAAAUCUCCGAACAACCAAGCUGUAUCGGGCAGUAGUCCACCUGAUACGACCACACAUAGUCCGUUGGGAGCCUCAGAGACGGCAGCUAGUCCGCGCAUAUACGGGACCCGAUGUAUGUCAACGCAGGGAAAUUAUGCAGACACUACAACCAAGUCGCCCGAACCUGCUGACGUUAAUUCAUCGGGUAUGGUCCAAUGUGUGUCCAGUAGCGAACAGGAUAUGGCGGACUCCCAAGAGCGCUCUUGGCCGACUCCGCGCAACGAUCUUAGUUCUGAUACGGACACACAUAAUAACAUGCUGUCAAACAUACAAUUGAUGCGACAAAAUCGCGCACACAAUCCGGUCGAAUCGACCGAAAUUCAAUACAACUCUAACAUGGCCACGUCCCCAAUGUCUAACCAGCAUCUGAUGCCGAUGGCAUCUAGCAUGUACGAUAGACAGACUUUCAAGCGUAAAAGUGACUUCGAGAUUCCAUACAGGAAUGAGAAAAUCAUGAGAUCAAAUUACAUGAUACACGGCUCGAAGGACCAAGGCUUCGACAGUAUGGAUAAGAACUCGAGAAAUUACCAAGGAACUAGUUCGGAAACGAUGCACAAAGUAUUUGAUAGACAUUUAGGUUCUGGCCACGAUGACAACGUACAAUCUGAGCAGUCCAAAUUCCAAGCGGGCGAUGUAGUAUGGGGCCCGGUGAAGGGCUACGUGUCGUGGCCCGGCAAGUUGAUUGGCCGGUGUGAGGGCGGCAAGUGGAAUGUGAGAUGGUUCGGAGGCGAUAGGGCCCCCAGCGCCGUCGACGAUGCGAAGCUCCUGACCUUGAGCGAGGGCCUGGAGGCGCACCACGCGGCGCGGACCAAGCACAGGAAGAGCAGAAAGUUGAAUACGCUUCUCGAGAACGCGAUUCAGGAAGCCAUGGCCGAUUUGGACAAAAAGAGUGACGUUGAGAAGAGUUCAGAGGAGUGUUUGGACGAGCCAAUCAACGAGACGCCCAAGAGGAAGAAUAAGUUAAAGAAGUUCAAGAAACUGUCCAAAGUUGACGCGGCGCGGGUGAGGAACGCGCGAUGACAGCUGGCUCAAGCAACCGUGACAAUAUAACGUGGUAACAGCUGCAGCAAGGAAAGGCUUCCGUGUUCGCCCACGACAUAUGCCUUGUUUAAAAAAACUCUAGCUGUUACCCCCUACUUUUCUAAGCCAACGUCAAUUAAACUUUUAAAAAAUAUUAAAUUUGAUAUCACAAAAUUUACGAUACAUGCGGAACGAACGGUUGGCCCAUUGGUAAGAGCGCUCGGACGGAACCCGGAUUCCGUCCGAGACGCAGAUCCGAGUUUCGAAUCGUUGAUAAAUUUUGGUUACAAAUCUAAUUUGUAUAAAAACAAAUAGUAGCUAUUGUUUGUACUGGAUCGUAGUCCCUUACCGUAAGUUAAACCUUUUUCAAACGCAUGUCUUUACCGCCCAUGUCUUUUCUUGCAUUGCCAAUGUCUACUUUUGAUUAAAUCAAAUCAAAUUAUCACAAUCAUUUUAUUCAGUUAGGUCAAGGAAAAGACACUUAUGAAUGCCAAGAGUUGUCUUUUUACCAUUUACCCUUCGGAAAAGGUUGAGCUUUAACGAGAAGAAGUGGUCAGGAACACAUUGCCACUGUUUUAAAAUCAACAUCAGGUGAAUAGCUUGCGUUUGAAAACAGUAUAGCUGUACAAAUCAUGUGUAUUUAUAAAGAUAUGGUAUAACAUUACCUUAUAUUGUAGAAUUGAGAACCUCCUCCGUUUUUGAAGUCGGUUAAUAAAUAUAAUCUUAUCAGACUAGAAAGUUAUACCUCGGCUGUUGUUAAUUUUACAUUUGCAAUUAAAUAAAACGAAUUUAUAAGGUUUGGGCAGAUACAGAAGCUUUCCCUUAACACGCAUCAGUUAUUUUCUAAAAUUGAUUUUUAUAAGGUUCAUUUGUGUAUUAAUUUAUUAUAAACAAAUAAAUAAUCACAUAGUGAGUGUAAGCCCAGCCAAUCAAAUAUGAAAGUAACGGCCGUUCCCAAUAUACUAUCUACUGAUAGAGAUAAAUUACUACCUUCUACUGUCAGUAAUCUUAGUAAGCUGUCUCAAUAUACCCGAUAUGUCAUUCUUACCGCCUUAUAUUCGGACGAGUGAAUUGCAAUUUCCAUACAAACUUUAUAUCGCUGGUAAGCUAUAUGUCGUCCCAUUGACAGACAGCGUGCACGGAUAAGGUGAGUUACCGUCGAUCACGGACGAGUAGAAAAAUAAGGACUUCGUGUCACCUUCUAUAACAGUGAGGCAAACAAACGGUAAACGUAAAUAUAUAAUAGCCCCACGCAUACACUUACACUAAUACAAGCCGAUCGGCCGCCAUUAUGAGAUUUGCCAUCGUCUGUGACAGAUCAGUUUGCGUCGCAAUAAAAUAUUUUAAAAAUGCCGUUGUGCGUUGUGAAAAUGUGUAAAAACAAUAAUAUAAAAGUAUUUGUGAAUAUAUUAUUAUCUAAGGGAGAAAAAAUUGUGUACCUGGUAUACUCCGUAACCUCGCACACACUAGAAUAAAGGUGCUUCACUUGCUAAUAUCACGGCGCGGAGUCCUUCUUUUUUACUAGUCCGUGCCGUCGAUAAGUUUAUUGGGACAGAAAAGUCAACGAUAGUUACGACUUUUAUCUCAAAUAAGAGAUGGACUGAAUAUUGGGAACGGUCGUAAGUCGGUUCUUGACACUCGGACACUAAGUUAGCGGACGAUUAGGUAGUGUAUAGAUUUAUAUGUUAUAUUAUACGAGUAGAUGUCUGUAUAAUAUACAUAACCAUUGUUGUCUUUGUGUAGGCGUGUUUGAUCGACAUUUUCGGUGGUUCCUAAUGACUUCGAAAUUUUUCCUCGUACUUUAGUAAAUUAAUUUGUAAAGGCUUAUAGAUUUUGACAGCUAGUUAAUAUAGAUAAUAUAAUAAUAAUUCAAGGAGCUCCACAAAUAUAUAUUUAUUCGUGAUGGUAACAGGAAUAAAUAUCUAUUUCAUACCUACUUCAUCGUUCAGGAAAAUUGUCCAUUUUGUGGUUUGUCCUAAAACCAUAGUCUUCAGUGUUAGAAUAGCUUUUAUAUCUAAAGAGGUAAGAUCCAAUUGACAUUAACUAUUAGAAAAUUUCAUAAAAUGUUUUAAUAUAGAGUUUACAAUAAAUAAAUAAUUGGUGUAUAUAUUAUAUGAGUCGCCUUUAGGCUGAUAUUAUUCCAUAUCAUAUUCGUGAUAGUUUUACAUUAUCAAUGUAUGAAACAAAUAUUACUGUCUCUUCCAUAGAGACAGAGCUGUUUCAGUCCGUUUGGUUUUCAAGAGGACUAUCAAUGUUUUUUUAAAUGUUCGCGUAUAAAAAUAAAUUUAAGUUCUCGAUAUCCGUAGCGGCCGUAUCGUUGCGAUCGAAGAUUGUACAAUUUAAAUAUUGUAAAUUAAAAAAAAAAAGAAUAUUGAAGAAACUAUUUAUAUGUACAUUAUUUACGUUUUGUUAGAAAGUAUAUGCUAUGGUUUCUAGUCAAAAUAUUGAAGCGAAAACGUGUAGAUAUCUUAUAAUAAUUAUGAGGCAAUUGACAAUAAUAGUGGCCUGUUGACCUUGAAACAAUUACAUAUUAUAAGUACAGUAUUUAUUUUGAGUGUGCGCUACAACCCCACCGGAGCAUGUGGCCACUCUCGUACGGUCGGCAUAAUAAUUUAAACUUAUACGUUUCAUUUCAAUUAAGCAUUGUUGGCUAUUCGGACUAUCUAUUCGGUGGUAUUGUAGGGUACGUUUUGUUGUAACAAUUCAUACUUCUGUUAAUAUUGUUUUAAGAUAAGUUAAGCCUUAGUUCGCUAUUAUUAUCGACGUAGAAAAACGUUUUAUUACAGACAUUAAUUUUAUAUAACGUAUAAUAGCGUAGUCGUUUUAUAUCACAAUACACGUAUCUUGCAAGUGAAAAUGAUUUAUUUUAAAUGUUUUUAUAAUCCGAUAUAGAUGUUUUACAUAUAAUUAUAUAUAUAUAUAGGCCUAUGAUAAUGUAGUUAGCUUGAGUAGGUAAAUGAUAGAUAUUUGAACAAAAUGAUCUUAUAAUAAUUUAAUAAUUGUGAUAAUUCCCUAUUGUAUAUGAUUUUAAUGGAGAUUUAGUUCGUAUCAUCACAGGUGGGUACCUUAUAAUUUAUAAUGAAGUGUUUUUUUUUCGAUCACUAUGAGUGCUUAUUAAUAAGUUACAAUUUCGGUACAUGGGAGAUUAAAUAAAUAUUAUUUUAAAAUUAGAUAUUAAAUAAUAUCUCGUAAACGUUAGGUACAUUUGUUAGAGGUCGUGUAUUAGAGGAUUGUGGGCGCUCUUAUGUCUCUAAUAGUUAGGUAAAUCCGUAUUCGUAUCAGAUUUUACUUCGAGGUCGAGUCUAUGAAGGUUUUAUUCAAUGUUAUUCUGUCUUAUAAUCGUCGGUGAUGCACAGGGGCGGAUCUACUUAAGGCUUUUUGGGCUGCAUCCCAGGGCCCCGUGGAUACAGAGGGCCCCCAACCGAACUGAAAGCAAUAGACUAAUUUAUUUAACAUAACCAUUCAUAACCUGUCUAUUUAUUUUGCAAUAAAUAAUGUUUUAAUAAAUAAAUAAAAUAUUUGAUUUUCCUAUUUUCUUCCUGUACUUAACAUAAUAUAUUAUAUAUACCUGCGACAAAAUGGCAAUUGGUUGAGUAAUUAGGUAGGGCCCCUAAGCAGUAUUAGCACAGGGCCCCACAUAUUCAAGAUCCGCCCCUGGUGAUGCAAUAGGUUGAGCCGUUGACUCACCACCGAGCCGCCGGUUGCCAACUUUUAUUAGAAGAAAUAGAGUAUAUCUGAUUUCAAAGUAGGUAAAUAAAGAGAGAUUUCCAAAGAAGAGUAUCAUUUUUGUUAACAUAUUAACAGUAAAUAGUCGACUGUUUUGGUUAUGAUAAAAGAUUGCAGAAUGCCUGGCACUAAAAUAGUAAUCAUUGUUACAAACAGUAUUUUAGCAUUCUUUAUUAGUGUUAUAUAUUAUACAGUACGCCUACAUGAUAUAGAGUACAAUACUCUAUUUUGGAGUACGGUUGACAAUCCUUACAGUUAAAUUACUCUCGAGACGUUUUUCGUUUGUGUACGUGUACGGUCAGCACAUAAAUAAAGCAAUACUUAUAAUUUUAUAGUCAGGUACUUCGGAUCUAAUAAUAUUAAACGAUAUAGUAGCGCCGUAGCUAGUGAAAUUACUGGGCAAAUGAGACAACAUCCUGUCUUAAGGCGAGGAGUGCAAUUGUAGUGCCACUCAGAAUUUUUGAUUUUUUCUAGAAUCUUGUGCGGCACUGCAUGGUAAUGGACAGGGCGUAUGAAUUACCAUCAGUUGCGCGUCCUGCUCGUCUCGUCCCUUAUUAUCAUAAAAAAUGUCGUGUGUCGUGGCUAUAUGAUACCGAAGCCAUUGACUCCUCAAAACAAAACCGAUGAAAUCUUAAGAGAAGCCCUUGUUUUGUCUUGACACUUUCACUAAUCGCUUGUGGUCGAAAUACUGUUCACCCAAUAAAGAUAUUUUUUAGAACAACACAUUAACAGAUACUGUUAGGGUUGUCAAGUACUGGCAUCCAUUUUCUCGCCUCGGAGUAAAACCGUUUGUAUGAAAUUGAUGUGAUCUAUAUGUUAAUCAUCGUAUAUAUUUAUACAUGUCUUAAAGGGUUAUCUGUUGGUGCAACGAAAUAUUAAAAUUGUACCGAAUUCAAGUUUGGAUGAAAGCAAAUAUCAAGAAAUAAUUGUGAAAAAUUUUGAGCUAUAAGCAAAUAUAACUUAUUGAAAACGUUGUUGUGAACAGGUAACUCUGUAUAUAAUUUAUCCAUUGACUCCAUACUGAGUCUGUGUAAUGCUAUGUAAAGGCCUAAUUGUAGUGAACGCGUACAUAAUAAUCAGAGACAAUGGUUCAUACAAGGCGAAAACUGGAUAAAAUUCUAUUAAAGAAAACAUUCUGUCCCGACGCAUCAUUAAUCAGCAAUAUAUUAUAGUACAUGUUUGUUGAUAUCCUAUUAUGAAUGCUAUUUAUAAUUACACACCAAUUAUACUUAAAAGUUAUAAAAGGAAUCUCGAAAAAUCCAAAAUAAUUAAAAAAAGUGUGUGUGUCAGCUCCGACGCACGACUGGAGUUUACUCCUCAAGAACGAUUGUCUUUGAACAGGUACUAAACAAAAUCAAGUCCAAUGGAGUCCGUUACAAACAGACAUACAACAGAAGCUAAUAAAAGCGUAUUAAUUAAAAAAAGCUGGUAUUUCAAUAUUUGGCCGAACAAAACUCCUGUUAUAAAAAUUUAUAAAUAUAAUUCUAUCUGUUAAAAGCGGAACUCAAAAUUCCAAUUUUAAAAUGUCCAUAAAGGAAGUUACAUUUUGGCACAUCCUAUAAUGUAUAUUAUACUACACACAACUAUAUAUAAACACACACACAACUGAAAAGUGAAAGGUGCGCGAGAAAUGAUGCGCACCAAAAACGUUACUAUCCCAUUUGAUGAGUAGGUUUUACUCUCCAUAUAUUUCUCAUACCCUACGCCUUAUAUGAAAAUCGAUUCUUAAGGAGUAAACUCCAAUAACACAUAUUUAAUAUUAUUUUUAAAGUUAUUCGGUGUUACGACAUUGGAGGGAUUGUAUCAAUUCUCUGAUUAUUAUCUACUCUGUGAAAUGUUUCGUAUUUCAGACGUAGUUAUUCCAUUUGAAUGUCCUAAAUAUAGAUUCGAAUACAAAUAGCGACGUAAUGAUAAAUGUUAUAUUGUUCGUAACAAUGGUAGGUAUAUAUUGCCGUACCAAACGGGAUGGUACUUUGUAAAUAUUUUGAUUAUUUGUAGUUUUGUAUAGUAUUUUAUUUCAAUGAAAUUAAUGUUUUUAUAGACUAAUAUACAAUAUAAGAUUAUUUAUUUGUUUUGCUGUGUAAAUAUUUUUUUCAAUAAAACGUACCUGUUUUUA